AUGGAGGUGGAUGAGAGGCCCACAGAGCAAUACAGUGACAUUGGAGGCCUGGACAAGCAGAUUCAGGAGCUGGUGGAGGCCAUUGUCUUGCCGAUGAACCACAAAGAGAAGUUCGAGAACUUGGGGAUCCAGCCUCCAAAGGGGGUGCUGAUGUAUGGGCCCCCAGGCACGGGGAAGACCCUGCUGGCCCGAGCCUGUGCCGCGCAGACCAAGGCUACCUUUCUGAAGCUGGCUGGCCCUCAGCUGGUGCAGAUGUUCAUUGGGGAUGGUGCCAAGCUGGUCCGGGAUGCCUUUGCUCUGGCCAAGGAGAAAGCUCCGUCUAUCAUCUUCAUUGAUGAGCUGGAUGCCAUCGGCACCAAGCGCUUUGACAGUGAGAAGGCUGGGGACCGGGAGGUACAGAGGACGAUGCUGGAGCUUCUGAACCAGUUGGAUGGGUUCCAGCCCAACACCCAAGUAAAGGUAAUUGCAGCCACUAACAGGGUGGACAUCCUGGACCCUGCCCUGCUCCGCUCAGGCCGCCUGGACCGCAAGAUCGAGUUCCCGAUGCCCAAUGAGGAGGCCCGGGCCAGAAUCAUGCAGAUCCAUUCCAGAAAGAUGAAUGUCAGGUGAACAAGGACAUGAGCAAGGCAUUGAGACCUGAAGG
Molecule: messenger RNA, 643 nt
Organism: Manis javanica (Malayan pangolin)
Lineage: Eukaryota; Metazoa; Chordata; Mammalia; Pholidota; Manidae
Source: RefSeq, a predicted model, not a curated record